AUGGCUCAUGAACUCGACUGGCUAAACAGCCAAGCUGGUAUGUGCAAUGUCAACUUCUACAAUCCCGGUGGACAGAAAGAUCAGGAAUGUAAAGUGGUUUGCUUUGUUGAUGUAGCUAACUUGAAAGACAAAUUUCCAGGCUUAAACAUACCUACUGACCAGCCCAAUAACAUAUCUGAUUCUACCGGUGAGGUUGUGGAUAUUGAAGAUAAGGAGGUUGUUAUCAUCAAGGACGAUGAGAAAAGCGGUCAUGUGAAUACAGAGGGAGCAGUCUGCCUUUUCAAGCAAGGCUCCUCCAAAGACACCAGUGUGGUCAGUUGGCUCAGCAAUGACCUUCAGAAAUAUGCACUGGGAUUCCAACAUGCACUGUCCCCUUCAGGAAUGCCUUGCAAAGCCAAUGUGUUUGACACAGUAUCCCAGAACAACAACAACACUGCUCCAAGCCAAUCUGGUAGCCAAUCUGGUAGUGAAAGACCAAACUCUGAAGACAUUGCCUAUUAUGCCAAUAAGCUCUGCUCCUUAGUCCUUGAAAUGACGCGGAAGGAGAUCAAAGAAAAAUGGGAGAGUUCUGGGAAGUGCACACGACACACCAUUAGUCCCUACAGCACUGAGGCAAAAUCUCCUGCCUCUGAGAGUGCCGAUGUCAGCAGAAAGCCACCUCAAGAACGGUCCGUCAAGAUUGAUGAUGCCUUCACCAGUGAAACUGUUAGCCAAAAUGCCCAAAAGAUACCAGAUACAACCUAUUCAGACAAAUUUAAGAUGGAGGAUGCCACUUCUGUAAGUAAAGGGAUGAUGUUGUACGCAAACCAGGUUGCCUCAGACAUGAUGCUAUCAUUUCUGAAGACCAUGAAAGUCCAAAAAGGUCGACGUCCUCCACCUGCUUGUGCUGUUUUAAAAGAGGUGCUCAUACGGCACGCUAAGGAAGUUGUCUCAGACUUAAUUGAUUCCUCUAUGAAAAACCUACACAAUAUUACGGGGGCCCUCAUGACGGACUCUGAUUUUGUUUAUGGAUUGAAGAGGAAUCUUUACAAUGUGGGAACUCAGAAGACAUCAGAAGUUAUGGAGGCCAUGGUGAAGCGUUUGUUUAAACUUCUCUCAGUGGAUGAUAGGCAUAGGUCUCAGAACCUAACAUUUACAUCGUAUAAAACCGGUGGUCAGUCAAACCAAAGAACCCAGGACUUUCAGUUUGCAUCCUUGAAAAGGGAGUCUCAUGGCCAAUGUAAGGACCAAGCAAGAGGUUUGGGAAAGUCUAUUCCAACAGAAACCAGAGGGUCGGAUAGGGCAUCAAUGGACCUGUAUGCGAAAGAGCUCAUUGUAGCAGCACUGACACAGAUACAGCAGCACCUAUUGGAAAAAACCAGAGAGAACAGGCAUGACUGUGACUCUAAUACGUCUUCAUUUGGCUACAUACAUCGAGACACGGCUCACGAUGGUGCUGAUGCUCCAAAGUACUCCUCCAAGCCAUAUGAAGGAAGGGGAGAUAUCUCUGACAGCCUAAGAGGAAACCUCAUAUUGCCCAUGAUCCAGAAGAUCCUGCGUGAAGCUGGUUUAAAUCUAGACAGCCAGUGCACUGACAAAAACCAGAGAUAG
Anolis sagrei ordinatus is the source of this 1590-nucleotide messenger RNA. NCBI's taxonomy places the organism in Eukaryota, Metazoa, Chordata, Lepidosauria, Squamata, Anolidae. The record is from RefSeq and is a predicted model, not a curated record.